Gongylonema pulchrum is the source of this 588-nucleotide messenger RNA. Lineage: Eukaryota; Metazoa; Nematoda; Chromadorea; Rhabditida; Gongylonematidae. The record is from the annotation of a GenBank genome assembly.
GAUAAAUUUGGUCGUGGCCGAGUUCAUGUGCUUGCAUCAGGAAUACCCAAUGCGCACAGUGUGCGCGUACAACAGCGUUUUGCGCGCGAUGUUGCACGAGCGAAAUCCGUUUGUUCGCAGUCAAUCUGCAGUCAUCUCUGCGUCGAAUUACCGCUCAAUGCGUUUACAUGCUUAUGCGCCGAUGACUCAACGCAGUUAGAAGAUGGGUCUUGUGCUGGUACUAAGGUCGACGAACUUCCUUUGCCAAAGCAGUGUGCAUGCCAGAAUGGUGGUAUUUGCCAGCUAGAUGGCACUUGUGAUUGCGGUGAUUUUGAAGGCGAGCAGUGUCAGAAAGGCUCCACUGUAUCUAGAGAGGCAAUGGUAAGAAAAUUCCAGUUAAUCGGUCGAUUUGGUUCAAAUGCUUUCCUAGCAGCGCUAUUAUUCGUAUCGCUGUUUGCCUGUGUUGUACUGAUGGUAUUGAUUGCUACGAACCUGUACAAGAAGCGCUUGCUGUUAUUCAAAAAGAACGAAGCUGCUGAUGGGGCGGUUUCAUUCCGCGGGAAUGUUAUAUCGUUCAGCAAUCCAGUGCUCGAUCCGAAACCGGUAACA